Molecule: messenger RNA, 1050 nt
Organism: Medioppia subpectinata
Lineage: Eukaryota; Metazoa; Arthropoda; Arachnida; Sarcoptiformes; Oppiidae
Source: the annotation of a GenBank genome assembly
AUGUCCAGCGACAACAGCCAACUGACCAUAUUAUUCACACCACUGGACGGGUGGGGACAUAUCAACGCGUGUCACGGGUUGGCCGAAGAGCUGCUACGGCGCGGGCAUCGCGUGGUGUUUGCCAUCGAUCAGGGCUUUGCCGGCAAACUGUCCAAACAUGGCUUCGAGGAGGUCCUGCACUCUAUACCCCCGGACCCCACCGUCGACCCCAACAUUGACUUUUGGGCCGAUUUCAUAGUCAAACACCGGCGCGAUCUCCAGCGGUCGUCCAUCGAGAUCAUCGAAAGGGUCACUUCUGUGGCGCUGGGCGUCAUGUUUGACGGCGUGAAGGCCCGGGAGGACCAGUACCGAGACAUUGUGGCCACUGUCCGGCCCGAUGUGAUUGUCAUCGACUCCUACGUGGGCUGUCCACCGGUCACUGAGUCGGGCGUGCCGUGGGUUUUGUUAUUUUCGGCGGCGCCUCACAUGGGGUUAAUGAAUGAUGAGCACCCACCUGCCUGGUCUGGAUUACCACUGAAUGGAGACCAAAACGAGUGGCAAACAUAUCAAACGAGAUUUAAUAAGGCUUUCGAUGCGCUUCACAAAAAUGUUGACGAUUGGUAUAAAGAGGUGACCGGAAAGUCAUUGGCACUCAAACCGGGAUCAGUUCCCCACCCGUUGUCUCCAUAUCUCAACAUAUGUAUGACACCCAAAGAGUUGGACUACGAAGAGGUGCAGCCAUUGGGCGACAACUGGCAUAGAGUGGACGGCUUUGUCCGCACAACUGACGAGACGUUUGAAAUACCGGAGUGUCUGCGAGAGAGGUCAGGAAAGUUGAUCCUCUUGUCCAUGGGUUCGUUCGGGUGCGCAGACAUUGAUCUCAUGAUACGUUUGACCACAAUUCUGGCCAAAUCUGAGCACCGGUUUAUCGUGAGUAAGGGUCCACUGCAUGACAAGUAUUCACUGCCGGACAACAUGUGGGGCCAACCAUUCCUCCCGCAGACAGCGAUCUUACCAUUAGUUGAUUUAGUGCUAACACACGGCGGCAACAAUACUGUGACCGAGACUUUC